Peromyscus californicus insignis is the source of this 5297-nucleotide messenger RNA. It is a transcript of the gene Lrrc52, whose product is annotated as leucine rich repeat containing 52. Gene Ontology annotation, molecular function: voltage-gated potassium channel activity; transmembrane transporter binding; potassium channel activator activity. NCBI's taxonomy places the organism in Eukaryota, Metazoa, Chordata, Mammalia, Rodentia, Cricetidae. The record is from RefSeq and is a predicted model, not a curated record. Gene Ontology annotation, cellular component: voltage-gated potassium channel complex. Bases 4215 to 5156 code for a protein of 313 amino acids. The transcript has 2 exons.
UUGUUUUCACCUGCUUUUCUCGUCACCGCCCCAUGGUCCCAGGCUCCCUGAGAGGACUCUGUUGGAGAAAGGCUGGACAAGCUCAAAGUCUGGGGUGAACUGUAUGUCCUAAGUGGCUCUCAUACUUCUUUAGAUAUGAACACCUGUUUAGCUGCUAGGAAAGAAAAAACAAUAUUGGCCUGCGCACCACUGGUUGAUAACUCCAUGUGGGCCCUCAAUUGCGCCCACUCACACUUUUAAUAAAAUGGCACGUAUGUUCCUCAUUGCUCUUUUCUUCUCAGGCAAAUAUAAGCAUCACCAAGUCAGCUUCCCUUACCACCUGAAGCAAGGCAGCUACGCAGAAUUCUCAGUAGUAAGAACGUAAGAGCUGCUUACCUGUGUAAGCGCUUGACUUGGCGGUAAGCAUCUAGUGUCGGCCCUCUGCUUUCACAGCUGCCUCUUGUGGACGUUUUAAACACACCCGUGAGGGCCCUUAGCAGCCUAGCUUGUCAGUCACAUCCCCUCACUCUGAGAGAAGGUCCGCAUCUCAGAAAUGCCACUUUGUCAUGGGUCACCUUGCCCUGUUGUCCGACAGAAGCUGCCUUUUAGUCCACCCGAGAGCCACUGGAGAUUUUCUGGCACCAGGAAGGGACCAUUAAGCUGGGAAUGCUCCAUCAGAUAAGAGUUAAAAGCAGGACCCAGGCCGUGACCACUCAUCUCCUGGAAGGAUGGCCCCUGGCUACCUAAGGGGCAGAGGUGGGCUGGUGAGAGACACACACUGAGAGGGCAGCCCAGCUGUGGCUGGGGUUGUCAGCAGCUCUCUGGGGAGAGGAUUCUGUUUCUGCAGCCGUGUGGAGGGCUUCCCGGUACACUCCCGGGGUACACUCGGAGGAUACACUCUGGGGGUACACUCUCUUGGCCCCACAACUCUUCCUCAUUGUUCUUCACUCAGCACCUGUAACUUUUCCACCAUGAAAGAGGUUUAGAAGUUCUACAGAGAUUUAUAAAUUUUCGAGCCUACCUCCCUAAAUAGAUAUAAGAAGAAGAAAAAUAGAGCCCAGAGAAGUUAAGCAACUCAGCCAGCGGCAAACAGCCUGAUCUAGACUGUCCAAAAGUGGGAUCUAAGAAAUAAUUGUCACAGAAGGUAUAUUUUUUUGAGAAAAAAAAAACCCUAAAGUUCACAGACAAGAGAAUUUAAGAAAUAAUAAUUGUCUAUUCACCGUUAUCUGUGCUAUUUAUUCUCCCCCCCCUCUCUCUCUCUCUCUGUGUGUGUGUGUGUGGGGGGGGGGGUUGGUUUGGGUUUUGGGUUUUGGGUUUGGGGUUUUGGGUUUUUGGUUUUUGGUUUUGGGUUUUGGUUUUGGUUUUGGUUUUGGUUUUCAAGACAGGGUUUCUCUGUGUAGCUUUGGAGCCUGUCCUGGAUGUCGCUGUGUAGACCAGGCUGGCCUGGAACUAACUCACAGAGAUCCAUCCGCCUGCCUCUGCCUCCCAAGUGCUGGGAUUAAAGGCUUGUGCCACCACUGCCCGGCCUUACCUUGUUUUUGGAUACAGGAUCUCAGUCACCUGGGACUUACUGAGUGGGUGUGCUAGGCUAGCCAGCCAGCAAUCCCCAGAGAUCCACUGUCUUUGCCUUCUGAGUGCUGGGAUUCCGAGUUUUUGAACAUGGGUUCUGAGGACUAAACUAAGGUCGCUGGAAUCGCAUGGCAAGUACUUUCCUGGCUGAGCCAUUUCCCCAGCCCUCUAACAACAUUGACUCUGCUAUCAAAAUGAACGCGUUUAGGAAGCAGGUCUAACCUCUCACAAUCACAACGCACCCGUGAGUGUUGAGGCUUCAGGACUAGAAACUGCACAGCUACCUAAAACAAGAAGAAUGACUGAGGUCGACCAUUCCAGGGAGUGAGAUGCAGCCUGUCAGUGCUGCCGCUCAAUAACCUUUAGCAUAACGAAUCUAUCUAAAGCUUUUGUUAGUGAGAGUGCUUGCACAGUAUGGUCAAACAGGCUAUUGUCGUGAAGAAGUCAAGAAUGCUGGAAAACUAAAUGGGGCAGCCUGGAGUCAUGGUUCUCUGAGGAAAGACUCUAAGAGAGACAGAAUGGUACCAAAGAAAGGUGGAGGGGCUGGUGAGGUGGCUUAGUUGGUAAAACCACUUGUUACCAAGACUAAUGAUCUGGCUUCAGUCCCCAGGACCCACAGGGUGGAUGGAAGAGAGUUCCUACAAGUUGCCCUCUGACUUCCAUGCGCACAGUGUGGCAUACCUGUGCCCACACAUACACACCACAAAUAUACGCAUACAUAAAUUAAACAGUGCAAUUAAAACAUUUUUCCAAAAGAAAGAGAGAGUAGAAAGUAGGAGCAUUCUGAGAGCUUCGGAGGUCAGUCAGUGACCACCACUCAUGGGAACAAAGGGGCCAGCACACAUGACCCACAUCUAAUAAAGUGUCCCUAGGAGACCCUGCCAGAGCAGCACACUCCACUGCGACUCCCAGAGGAAAUGGCCACUUUGGAGAUUAAUCUCAUUCUAUAGAUUUUUAUGAUCUAAAUUUAUCUCAUGAGCAAUUUUCGAAGCUCUAGGGAGGGACUUGCUUAUGUUUUUAUGUUUUUAAAACAGAAUUUAUUUUAACUACAAAGAAAGGCUGGCUUCCCUAUCAAUUAAAUCUUGUUUCAAUUUGUAUAACUAUCAUUUAGGGCAUUACAUUAAGUGAUUGAAAUUUCUGCUUAAAGAAGGUCACUUUCAAUUUAGUAAACAUCCCUAAGUCAUCAUGUUAAUUCCCAGCCAGUCACCCAAGAAAUGCUGAGUCAGUAAACAAAAUCAAGCAUUAGCUAACUAGCCAUGAAUCCACUUGACUUUAUUAAUUUCUCUCUUGGCAGAGAAACAAGAAAAGGAAGCAAACCAUCAGAGACAUUCACGCAUCAUUCAUUCAAUAAAUAUUUAUUAUAUGCCUAGUGCCAGGCACUCUGCUAAGCUAAAUACAGGUUUCACUGAGUUAUUAAUAUUCCCACCUACAUUAUCUAUGAAGUCUUCUAAAGAGUAAGAUCCUAUUUUCCAUAAAUAUACAAUUUUAACUCCCAAGAUGUUUUAUCUUCAUUUCUGACCUCAUACCUUCCCCCAUGGAGUGAGUUACACAUCCCAGAGAGAACUUCAGACCCCAUGCCUCCAAAAGACUCCUAUCAUCUGUGAGCAGUUAUUGAGCAGAAGAAACUCAAAGAAGAAGCACUAGAAAUGCACCCAAUGUGUUUAAAGUUCUAGGUGAAUGCAAGAUAAAUUAUUCAUAUUAUCACACUUGGUUUUUGUUUUUGUUUUAAUAUGUACAUUUGGGCUUUGUUUUAAGUAGAGUACCUUACAAUUGUUCAAAAAAGUCCUUAAAAAUACUAAUGUUCUCUCUCUCUCUCUCUCUCUCUCUCUCUCUCUCUCUCUCUCCAAAUGUAGACAAGAAUGUAUACAACCUAGAAUUAUAAUCUUAGAAUCCUGCCUUAUCAGAGAAAUUCCCAUUGCUUUAUUACAAAAGAGGCAAACCCUCUUCCUGUCUUCUAAAAACAACUGGCACUCCUCAAAAUUCAGAACUCAAGAAAAUACCCACUCUGGGAGCUGAUCAUCAGAAAGGAUGAUGGGGCUGGAGACAUCCCAGGUCCCCCUAUGAGUUAGGGGCUCCGAUCUAGCCACAUCCUCUCUGACACCUCUUUGAGGAGCUGGUAUGAACACUCCAAGCAUGCACUGGCACACACACGCACACAGUACCCUUAUACGUGUCCCCUGACACCCACAUGCCCAACUCCUCCAGAGAGCAAGCUUACCUACAUACACAAAACACCCCCAAACUCCCAGAAGAGCUGAGAAGCCUUUCCUUCUGCCUGGCAGUCUCCUGAGGCUGCUGACAUCACAAAAGUGUCAACUGGCGACCUCAUUGUCAUGUGGCUCUCCCCUGGCUCCCCUUCACUUACAAAGGCAGGGGAAGGGUGAGACCUUUCAAAGCCGCCAAGUGGGCAAGCUUCCAACAGCACUCCGGACUGAGCAAGAGGCAGAGCCACCAAGCCAGCAGCAGGGCACUGGGCCUCGCGUUUCAACUUCUGUUCAGUUCUCCUGUAAUGGAAAAUUGCUUUGCACAAAGCUAGAGUGUUACAGUUUUUUCCAGCACCCAUCCCCUGCCCUGCCCCGCCCCACCCCUCUGCAGCCUUCAGAUCAGAAGGACAGCUUGUGCCCGCCCUCAGGAAGGUAGAAGGAGGAGAACUGUGGCUUCUUACUAUGUCCCUUGCUUCAGGCCCUGGCCCCCAGUUGUUACUCUUUUCUCUAGGAAUGGGGCUGGUAUCAGGGUCCAAGUGCCCAACCAACUGUCUGUGUCAAGACCAAGAAGUAUCUUGCACAGAUAUGCAGCUAAUGGAAUACCCACUUGACAUUCCUCUGAACACCCGGAGGCUACUCCUGAGCAAUAACAAAAUUACUAGUUUACCAGCCAUGCAGCUGGGAUUCCUCAGUGACCUUGUUUACCUGGACUGUCAGAACAACCGGAUUCGAGAGCUGAUGGAUUAUACCUUUAUCGGGGUCUUCAAACUCAUCUACCUUGACCUCAGCUCCAACAACCUAACUUCCAUCUCCCCAUUCAGCUUCUCAGUGCUCAGCAACCUGGUGCGGCUGAACAUUUCGAACAACCCUCACCUGUUGUCUCUCGACGAAUACACCUUUGCCAACACCAGCUCCCUGCGGUUCCUGGACCUCCGGAACACCGGGUUGCAGAUCCUGGAACAUAACUCCCUGCACCAGCUGACAAUACUCCAGACCCUGUAUCUAAGUGGAAACCCCUGGAACUGCACCUGUGAUUUCCUGGACUUCGCCAUCCACUUACUACUGUCCCACACGGAGCACCCAGACGGUCAGAGUGCCACGUGCACAGAGCCCACUGAGCUGAAAGGGUGGCCCAUCACAAAGGUGGGGAACCCACUCCAGUACAAGUGCAUCACACACCUGGACCAGCAGGACUACAUCUUCCUCCUGCUCGUCGGCUUCUGCAUCUUCGCUGCCGGCACUGUGGCCGCCUGGCUCACAGGUGUGUGUGCUGUGCUGUACCAGAACGCUCGUCGGAAGUCGGCCGGGGAUGAUAUCGAAGACGAGUCCGGGAGUAGGGUCGCCGGCCAGAUUUUUCGAGGCAACACUUACUUCAGCCAGAAUCGAUUCCCUCAGCUGAUCUAGCUGCCAGAGACCACUACCAAUUGUGCCUUCCCUGCUCUGGCUCCCUGCUUUCUCACACACCCUCCCAUCUCACCACCACUGUCUUGGAGAUUGAAGCCUCCCAGUAAAAUAAAUAAAAUAUUUGGUGGUCAUUUCUGAGAC